AUGGCUACAAUCGAAUCAGUCGCAUCGGAUGUUCUACUGGAUCAGAUCCUCCCGUUACUCGAAAACGCCGAUAUCGCAUCCCUCUCACAAACAUCCCGCGCUUUCCACACCCUCACUGAUGAAGAGAUCCUUUGGCGAAGGAAAGUCCAGGCGGAUUUCAAUCUUCCACCGCAGCCAGCUAGGCAGUCGGGCUGGAAGGAGUUGUAUAGGGGGUUGGCUACUGCGCGAACGUUUACUUGGGGUUCAACGGGAAAUGGACGUUUAGGACACUCCUGGCCGGGUCGAGUCGGUGCAGUGAGUAGACCUAAGGAAGUUCGGGAGGUUAGAGGGGAGUGUAUCGUUGAUAUAGUCGCAGGGGGGUUUGGGUUCCAUGCGUUGACGAGUAAGGGGAAGGUGUAUGGAUGGGGAACGGUUGGUCCAUUUGGUGUACACGAGCGCCCUGAGGCACGGCCGAAGAGGGUGAAUUUCCCGGGGUAUGUCAAGACCCGGGCGAUUUCGGCGGGGAGGUCACAUAUGAUCGCACUCGAUGAUGCCGGCAAGCUCUGGGAGUGGCAUUCGUUCAAGGAUAUUGAUCUUGGGACGAUUGGGUUUCCGGGAUUGGAGGAGAAGGAGUUCGUGAGUAUCUCGGCUGGGUGGGGGUUUAGUGCGGCAUUGGUGAGGAAGCAUGGUAUUGUGGUUUGGUGGGAGGAUGAUACGAUGUAUGAUUUGAGGGCGGAUUAUGUUACGGUUCCGGGUACGGAGGAUGUUGUUGCGAUGUCUGCUGGGGCUGGGUUUCUGGUCUACUUGACUGCGUCGGGGGAUGUGUACCGGGUUACCACGCACUCGGAGAGUGACUUGCUCUCGACACCACCGGUUCACCUUGAGCGGUUUUCUCAGCCACAGGCGGCGGGGUCUGCGCACUUAUCCGGCAAUUUCAACAGUUUUGCGGUCUUCAACACCGCUACUGGCGCCGUUCUCCUCGGGUCGAAAGAUACAUCUACAACACCCGACUCCGAGCCCUUGACACCGCCUGAAUUACAGAGUCGAGGUGUCAUCAGCGUUGCAUGGGGUGACUACCAUGCCCUAGCAUGCUGCGAAGACGGUACCCUCCUGUCCUGGGGUAAGGAGUCGCAGUCCUGUGGAUGCCUAGGUCUCGGCCCACACCUCGAAGUCAGGGAAAAGAAUCUGGAGGGAUAUCAGCAAGACGCAGAUGGGAUUAAGAUGACGAAAGCUACCACAGUCGAUAUGCCGGGGAAGGUGUUCGCUGUCGCAGCUGGUGGGUGGCAUUCUGGCGCUCUUUGCGUUAUGGACGAUGAGUACGAAUCUGAAAAUGAAGACCAUUCCAAGAUUCUGGGAGGGACAGUGCACGUCGGCGUAAGGGGUGGUAUCAUGCGCCCGCCGCCGGUAUGGAACCCUGGUCCGGUUAUGAUGCCUGGACCGGUUAUCACGCAGCUUGGGGAAGGAGGCGAGAUGCAGCCUGUGACAGGUGAACAGGCUCCUGAGGGCCAUCCGAGUCAUCAUAAUCUUGGGCCUCUGUUUUUGAGGAGGCCGAGGGUGUCAGGGGAAGGAUUUGCGCAGGAUGGACAAGGUGGUAGCGAAGGUGGCGAAGGCUCGUCCGGUGGAUUGGCCGCGGAGCCUGAUAAUACGUGA
This is a messenger RNA of Saitoella complicata NRRL Y-17804, 1629 nucleotides long. RefSeq names its product RCC1/BLIP-II protein. The record is from RefSeq and is a predicted model, not a curated record. Gene Ontology annotation, molecular function: guanyl-nucleotide exchange factor activity; protein binding. Gene Ontology annotation, cellular component: cytoplasm. The coding region runs from base 1 to 1629 and encodes 542 amino acids. The transcript has 3 exons. NCBI's taxonomy places the organism in Eukaryota, Fungi, Ascomycota, Saitoellomycetes, Saitoellales, Saitoellaceae.